AUGGGUAUCAAGCCCCUCACAGAUUGGCUGUUGAUUGAGAAAAGCUCAUCUUCUCCUUAUCUUCGACCUGUAAUGCAGGACGUGAGCACACGUGAAUGUCGUGGCCACAAGAGAUACCAGAGUUUUAAGUGGUUUCCACGUGUGUAUCCCUUAACACGUUUGAGCCCGCGCAAACGUUGCUGGAACGGGCAAAGACAGAAGGUUGUUGGCGCAAUUGCCAAGUUGAUCAAAGUGAAAGGUCGGAUGAGUGAAAAGUCCAGCCUGUUCGGAUUACAGUUCAGAGGCAGCCCCUUAUCCUCGCACCCUCGAUGCUCGGAAUUUGUGACGAAGAAAAUGAACAAAUGGGCCGAAGGUUUUGGGUUGGUCUUGUUCCCGGCAGAAGCCUUCCCCGCUGCAUGGGGCCGUUUCAGCUGCGUCCAUCAACCCGGGAGGCUGGCACAAAUGAUCAACUAUCAUUACUGGUGCCAAGCCACAGAAGAUCCAUGUUGGAUGAUGAUCGACCUCAAGCUUUAUUAUGGUAUGCUGAUGAAGCCUUCAGUUGCAGUCGCGAUCAAAGGAUAG
Molecule: messenger RNA, 561 nt
Organism: Letharia columbiana
Lineage: Eukaryota; Fungi; Ascomycota; Lecanoromycetes; Lecanorales; Parmeliaceae
Exons: 2
Coding region: 1-561 (186 amino acids)
Source: RefSeq, a predicted model, not a curated record